CCGCGGCGCUGUCCACUCCGAGGCCCCCGCCCUCUCCAGCCGCCGCCUCACUCCGCCCCUAGGCCGGACUCUCGGGGCGCCCCCUCAGCCGCAGCCGGUGUGAGCGCGGGUGUCCGUGCGCCGACCUCGCCGCCACCACAGUCCAGCCGCGGGUCGCGCCGCGCCCGUCCCCGGAGCCCAGGCGGGAAGCCCAGGCUAAGUGCUUGCGCUUGCACGCGGGGAGCGCCCGGAGGCGGGGGUCGGCGGCCGCGGGGGCCCUAGGAGCAUGCCCGCGCAGCCCCACUGAUGGCGCCUUCUGUGAGACCCCAGGCGCGGCUGCGGCCGCCGGGGAUGCUGCUCCGCGCGCUCCUGCCCCUGCUGCUCUUCAGCUCCCUUCCAGGAGUGUGGUGCUUUAGCGAACUGUUUUUUAUGAAAGAACCACAGGAUGUAACUGUCGCUAGAAAGGACCCAGUCAUGUUAGAUUGCCAGGCUCACGGAGAAGUUCCCAUCAAGGUCACGUGGUUGAAAAAUGGAAUAAAACUGUCUGAAAAUAAACGGAUCCAAGUUCUUUCUAACGGCUCUUUAUACAUCAGUGAGGUGGAAGGCAGGCGCGGAGAGCAGUCCCACGAAGGAUAUUAUCAGUGCUUGGCGGUGAACAAAUAUGGAGCCAUUCUUAGUCAGAAAGCUCAUCUCACCUUAUCAACUAUUUCUGCAUUUGAGGUACAACCAGUUUCCACAGAAGUCCAGGAUGGAGGCGUUGCCAGAUUUGCCUGCAAGAUUUCCUCUAACCCUCCUGCUGUCAUAACAUGGGAAUUCAAUCGGACAGCUCUACCGAUGACUGUGGACAGGGUAACCACUCUGCCAACAGGUGUGCUACAGAUCUAUGAUGUUGGCCAGAGGGAUGCUGGCAGUUACCGUUGUGUCGCUGCAACUGUAGCCCACCGGCGUAAAAGUAUGGAGGCCUCCCUCGUCGUGAUCCCAGCCGAGGAGUCUAAACCCUUCCAUACACCAACGAUUAUAGCAGGCCCACAGAACAUGACUGUGUCUCUUCAUCAGACAGUUGUUUUGGAAUGCAUGGCCACAGGAAAUCCUAAGCCUAUCAUUUCUUGGAGCCGUCUUGAUCACAAAUCCAUUGAUGUCUUUAAUACCCGGGUGCUUGGAAAUGGUAAUCUCAUGAUUUCUGAUGUCAAACUGCAGCAUGCUGGAGUCUAUGUUUGUCGGGCCACAACUCCUGGCACACGCAACUUCACAGUUGCUAUGGCAACUUUAACUGUAUUAGCUCCUCCUUCAUUUGUUGAAUGGCCAGAGAGCCUAACGAGGCCUCGAGCUGGCACUGCUCGAUUUGUGUGUCAGGCAGAAGGAAUUCCCUCACCCAAAAUGUCAUGGUUGAAAAAUGGAAGAAAGAUCCAUUCAAAUGGUAGAAUUAAGAUGUACAACAGUAAACUGGUAAUUAACCAAAUAAUUCCUGAAGAUGAUGCGAUUUAUCAGUGCAUGGCUGAGAAUAGCCAGGGAUCUGUUUUAUCCAGAGCCAGACUGACUGUAGUAAUGUCAGAAGACCGACCCAGCGCUCCCUAUAAUGUACAUGCUGAAACCAUGUCGAGUUCAGCCAUCCUCUUAGCUUGGGAGAGGCCACUGUAUAAUUCAGACAAAGUCAUCGCUUACUCUGUGCACUACAUGAAAGCAGAAGGUUUAAAUAAUGAAGAAUAUCAAGUAGUCCUCGGAAAUGACACAACUGAUUAUAUUAUUGAUGACUUGGAACCUGCCAGCAAUUAUACUUUCUAUAUUGUGGCUUAUAUGCCAAUGGGAGCCAGCCAGAUGUCUGACCAUGUUACACAGAAUACUCUAGAGGAUGUUCCUCUGAGACCUCCUGAAAUCAGCUUGACAAGUCGAAGUCCCACCGAUAUUCUCAUCUCUUGGCUUCCAAUCCCAGCCAAAUACCGGCGAGGCCAAGUGGUGCUGUAUCGCCUGUCCUUCCGCCUAAGUACGGAGAGCUCCAUCCAAGUUCUGGAGCUCCCAGGGACCACACAUGAGUACCUUUUGGAAGGUUUGAAGCCUGACAGUGUCUACCUGGUCCGGAUUAGUGCAGCCACCAGAGUGGGGCUGGGAGAGUCAUCGGUGUGGACUUCACAUAGGACACCCAAAGCUACAAGUGUGAGAGCUCCCAGGUCUCCAGAGUUACAUUUGGAACCCUUAAAUUGUACCACCAUUUCUGUGAAGUGGCAGCGAGACGCUGAGGACACUGCAGCCAUCCAGGGCUACAAGCUGUACUACAAAGAAGAAGGCCAGCAGGAGAACGGACCCUUUUUCUUGGAUACCCGGGACCUUCUCUAUACUCUGAGUGGCUUGGACCCCAGAAGAAAAUACCACGUGAGGCUGCUGGCUUAUAACAACAUGGAGGAUGGCUACCAGGCCGACCAGACCGUCAGCACGCCGGGCUGCACGUCUGUCCGAGAUCGCAUGGUGCCGCCUCCACCGCCACCCCACCAUCUCUAUGCCAAGGCCAACGGCUCGUCCUCCAUCUUCCUGCACUGGAGGAGGCCUGCCUUCAGCACCGCCCAGGUCAUUAACUACACCAUCCGCUGUAACCCCGUGGGCCUGCAGAACGCAUCUCUGGUUGUGUACCUUCAGACGUCGGAAACUCACAUGUUGGUUCAAGGUUUAGAAUCAAACACCAAAUACGAAUUUGCUGUUCGACUGCAUGUGGAUCAGCUGUCCAGUCCUUGGAGCCCUGUAGUCUACCAUUCUACACUUCCAGAAGCACCAGCAGCCUCACCCGUGGGAGUGAAGAUGACACCCAUUGAAGAUGACACUGCUCUGGGUUCUUGGCAACCCCCUGAGGGCCCAGAGACGGUUGUGACACACUACACUAUCCUGUAUGCAUCCCAGAAGGCCUGGAUUGCAGAGGAAUGGCAGGUCCUUCACCAAGAAGUUUAUUCAGGCUAUUACCAUCUGGACCAGAAAUCAAUGACUGGCAUUGCUGUGGGUGUUGGCAUAGCCCUGACCUGCAUCCUGGUCUGUGUUCUCAUCUUGAUAUACCGAAGUAAAGCCAGAAAAUCAGCCUCUUCUAAGACAGCACAGAACGGACCCCAGCAGAUCCCUCGCACCAUUGCCUCUUCAGCGAGCAGGACUGACGUGACAAAGAACCAUGAAAGAGCUGCUGAAAAUGAAGACUCUUUACUGCCAAUGAUCAUGCCCAACGGCUUCCUUGAUGCCAAGGGAGGAACCGACCUGAUAAUUAACAGUUACGGUCCUAUAGUUAAAAGCAACUCUAAGAAAAAAUGGUUUCUCUUUCAAGACUCUAAGAAGAAAAAAGUUGAGCAGCCUCAAAGAAGAUUUACUCAAGCCGUCUGCUUUUACCAGCCAGGCACUACUGUGCUCAUUGGUGGUGAAGACUCUCCCAGCUCCCCACACCAAACAGCCAGCUUCCCAAGACCCUUUAGUGGGACGGUGGAUACUGAGCAUUCAGCAAAUAGUGAAGGUAGCCAUGAGACUGGGGAUUCUGGAAGGUUCUCCCAUGAGUCCAGUGAUGAAAUACACCUGUCGUCCGUCAUCAGUUCCACACCCCCAACCUCCAGUUCCCUCACUGGCAGUGAUUCUGGGGACAACCCAACAACGAGCAAGUGUGAAGACCCUGCAGUGCCAUCUGCUGCGGAGCCGACCCCAGCUUCCGUUGCGCAGCCUUCACCCGCCAUGCUAUGCUUUGACAAAGAUUGCCCCGUCUAGAGGCCCUCGCUCAGGGGUCUCAUCUUAAGUCUGUUCGAAGGACAAUGAACAGGAAGCCAAAAGCCUUUUGUGAAAACCUUCAAUGUCUUAUUGGGUAUUUCAGGCUUUUUUUGAAUGUUUUUUUUUUUAAGUUUGCAAUUUACGCUCUUUGAAUGUUUCAAUGUCAGCAAUGUGAAAGGACAGUCAAGAUAUUUGACUGGAUUAUAAAAUACGUCACUGGAGCAAAGGGAAGACUUGGGAGAGCCCCUUUGCUGAUGAUCUACCUCAGUUUGCCAGCCGGCAGACUCUGAAGAUGAACGUUACCUCAGUUGUUAUAGUUUAUGUCAGCUGCGUAGCCAAUGAUACUUCCUAGUAGCGUGUUGUUUUCAGUGCUGUGUGUGUCAUGUAUGUGAACAAAGGAGUCACAUAGGUAGGUGAGAAUGUUUAUCUGAAGCUCUGAUUUUUAAGAAACCAUGGCAUCGGUAGAGUGUGGGCAGUUUCACCGCUUCUUCUAUGAGGACUGUUCCACCACUGAGAAGAGAAAAAAGUUAUUUAUUUUAAUGAA
Molecule: messenger RNA, 4246 nt
Organism: Ochotona princeps (American pika)
Lineage: Eukaryota; Metazoa; Chordata; Mammalia; Lagomorpha; Ochotonidae
Gene: PRTG
Product: protogenin
Exons: 19
Coding region: 286-3702 (1138 amino acids)
Biological process (GO): axon guidance; cell-cell adhesion
Cellular component (GO): axon; plasma membrane
Molecular function (GO): protein binding
Source: RefSeq, a predicted model, not a curated record